GGGAACCCAAUAUAUGAAACUUACUACAAACAGGUAGAUCCAACAUACACAGGGAGAGUUGGGGCCAGUGAAGCUGCUCUGUUUCUGAAAAAGUCUGGUCUGUCUGAUAUCAUCCUGGGAAAGAUAUGGGAUUUGGCUGACCCAGAGGGUAAAGGAUACUUAGAUAAACAGGGUUUCUACGUCGCGUUGCGCCUCGUGGCGUGUGCACAGAACGGCCACGAUGUUAACCUGAGCAGUCUCAACCUGACUGUGCCACUUCCUAAAUUUCAUGACACUAGCAGUCCUUUGGGGAUCACACCACCUUCCACAGAGACUCACUGGGCUGUUAGGGUGGAAGAAAAAGCAAAGUUUGAUGGUAUUUUUGAAAGCCUUUUGCCAGUAAAUGGUUUACUUUCAGGAGACAAAGUAAAACCAGUACUGAUGAAUUCAAAGCUACCUCUCGACAUCCUUGGAAGGGUCUGGGACCUCAGUGAUAUUGACAAAGAUGGGCACCUGGACAAGGAUGAGUUUGCUGUGGCAAUGCAUUUGGUGUAUAGAGCUCUUGAGAAAGAGCCAGUUCCUUCACUAUUGCCUCCUUCUCUCAUACCACCUUCUAAAAGAAAGAAGACUCCAGUCUUUCCUGGGGCAGUUCCUGUUCUCCCUGCAAGUCCUCCCCCAAAAGAUAGUCUACGUUCCACCCCCUCCCAUGGCAGUGUCAACAGCCUGAACAGCACAGGGGAUUUGUCUCCCAAGCACAGCAUCAAACAAGCACAGCCAACUGUGAACUGGGUAGUACCAAUGUCUGAAAAAGUGAGAUACGACGAAAUCUUCUUAAAAACAGACACAGACAUGGAUGGGUUUGUGAGUGGCCAAGAAGUAAAGGACAUUUUUAUGCAUUCAGGUCUGUCUCAGAAUCUCCUAGCACAUAUAUGGGCUUUGGCAGACACAAGGCAGAUGGGAAAGCUCAGCAAAGACCAGUUUGCACUUGCCAUGUAUCUCAUUCAACAGAAAGUCAGCAAAGGGAUUGAUCCUCCACAAGUGUUAACCCCAGAUAUGAUCCCUCCCACGGAGAGGAACACUCCCAUCCAGACUCUGUCAGGUUACUUGACCCCUGUAGGAUCUGAGAUCUCAGCACUAACAGAAAUGCGUCGCGACAGUGCAAGUUCUGUUGGAUCAGGAGAAUUCACAGGGGUGAAGGAGCUGGAUGAUAUUAGUCAAGAAAUUGCACAGCUGCAGAGAGAGAAAUAUUCCCUAGAACAGGACAUUAGGGAAAAGGAAGAAUCAAUCAGACAGAAAACCAAUGAAGUUCAGGAACUGCAAAAUGACUUGGAUAGGGAGACAAGUACCUUGCAAGAGUUAGAGGCUCAGAAACAAGAUGCCCAGGACCGUCUGGACGAGAUGGACCAGCAGAAAGCCAAACUGAAGGAUAUGCUGAAUGAUGUCAGGCAGAAGUGCCAGGAAGAGACACAGGUGAUUUCAUCACUAAAAAUGCAGAUUCAAUCUCAGGAAUCAGAUUUAAAAUUACAGGAAGAUGAUCUUAACAGGGCAAAAGCAGAGCUGAAUCGCCUCCAGCAAGAAGAGACUCAGCUAGAGCAGAGUAUCCAGGCUGGAAAAGUACAGCUUGAAACAAUAAUCAAGUCUUUAAAAUCAACACAGGAAGAAAUAAACCAGGCAAGAAGUAAACUCUCCCAGCUGCAAGAGAGUCACCAGGAAGUCAACAGGAGCAUAGAGGAAUACCAUGAAGCUCUCAAUGGGAUCCAUGGGGGGAGCCUGACCAACUUAGCAGACAUGAGUGAAGGCCUUGGGCAGACAGAAAGAAGCAAUUAUGGAGCUGUGGAAGAUCCAUUUAAGAACAAAGCCUUGAUGUUUGCCAAUAACACCCACGAGUUGCACACAGACCCAUUCCAGUCAGAAGAUCCUUUCAAAUCUGAUCCAUUUAAAGGAGCAGAUCCCUUCAAAGGCAGUGACCCCUUCCAGCAUGAUCCUUUUGCAGAACAAGCACCUGCUCCAGCAGAUCCCUUUGGAGGUGAUCCAUUUAAGGAAAGUGACCCAUUUCGUACUUCUGCCCCUGAGGAUUUCUUCAAGAAACCGGUGAAGAGUGACCCAUUUACCUCAGAUCCAUUCACAAAACCUCCUGCUUUGCCCUCAAAGCCCGACCCCUUUGAAAGCACUGAUCCCUUUACGUCUUCCAGUAUCUCCUCAAAAGGCCCAG
Molecule: messenger RNA, 2191 nt
Organism: Acanthisitta chloris (rifleman)
Lineage: Eukaryota; Metazoa; Chordata; Aves; Passeriformes; Acanthisittidae
Gene: EPS15L1
Product: epidermal growth factor receptor pathway substrate 15-like 1
Exons: 20
Biological process (GO): endocytosis; endosomal transport
Cellular component (GO): cytoplasm; clathrin coat of coated pit; plasma membrane
Molecular function (GO): calcium ion binding; cadherin binding
Source: RefSeq, a predicted model, not a curated record